GGGACCCUGAGACCCAUCCCAUCGGGGGUGUGGGGCGGCCCGUGGGCCCAGAGGAGCCAUGGAUCAUGGUUAUCUGUGGCCCCAUCUUUGCACUGCCGGGAGCAGUGCGGGAGCAGGCCCUGGCCCUCGCGAUCCGCCACCCGAACUUCGACCGCAAGCACUUCUGCUCCGGCAUCGUCAGCGCCCACUUUUGCUCGGAGACCAUGGACAACCUGCUGCUGUCGCAGUCCGUCUCGGACCUGGCGCACGGCGCCUGCCGGCGCGCGGAGGGGAAGGAGGGCGACAAGACGCGCUACUGCGACAAGUUCCAGUUCAUGCUGCUCCACGCCGUGAUGUCGCAGGAGCUGGACACCAUGAGGACGUGCUACAUGAUGGAGGUGGAGGACUGGCAGGCCAACAUCACCUCGAGGGAGCCGACAGCCGCCGGAGCUGGCCCGCUGCAGGCCGAAGGCCGCCAAAACGCUUCCUUUGCGAACCUGACCGCGAACUCCAGCGCCUGCCACAAUGCCACGCUCGCCUGCGGCGGUGCGGCCGCCAACGCGUCCACCGCGGGCGGGCCGAUCAUCGUGCGGCCCCAGCCGCAGGGCAGCAACCGGAGCGGGCCCGCGGUGCCCACGCCCGCCCGCGCGCCGCAGCUCCCCGCGGCCCAGGGCCCCAUCAUCACCGCUCCGGUCCCGGCCACGGUCGUGUCCAGCCUGGCCGCGGCGUCGAAGAAGGCCGGGGCGCCCGCCGAGGCAGCAGACAGGCUGCUCGUGGAGCCCGCGCCCGCCGCGCAGCCCGCGGCCCCGGCCGCCGCGCAGGCCGUGGCGCCGGCGGCCGCGCAGAGCGAGCAGGAGGCCGCGUCCGACCCCUACUCCAAGUCGGUGCUGGUGGUUCCCUUCGACCGCCUGCCGGAGCUCGCCGCGGCAUUCGCGGCGAAGAGCUCGGAGGGGUCCGCGGCAGCGGCCGCCGACAUGCGGUCCGCUCUGGGCCACGCGCACGCCAGCGUGACCGAGGUGAGGUCCGCACUGCGCAGCCCGCACAGGCAGGCCGCGAGCCCCACGGCGGCCGCCGCGGCGGCGCCUGCUGCGCAGGAGGUGGCCCGUGCCGCCAAGCCGUUGGCGGCCGAGCAGCCCGCCCCGGGCAGCCUCAGGUCGAAGGCGAAGCGUGAGCUGGCGCGGAGCGAUGCCGCCUCCGCCGCGGUGCAGCAGCGGACGGCGAGGAACUCCAGCGCGACGGCCCAGGCGGUGGCCAAGCCCACGGCCCCGACGGGCGCGGCCCCCGAGCCAGCGCCGGCAGGCGCCACGGCCGGCAGCGCGCCACCUGGCGCGAAGCAUGCGACCGCCAGGGCGGCCGCGACGG
Prorocentrum cordatum is the source of this 1341-nucleotide messenger RNA. The record is from the annotation of a GenBank genome assembly. Lineage: Eukaryota; Dinophyceae; Prorocentrales; Prorocentraceae.